AGUUCUUACUGAAACUUUAAAACAUGUUAGAACUUUAAAUUUUAAACCGUUUGGCAUUUAAAGUCCCAGCAGUAGUGAUGAAGCGGUUAUGUUGGCGCUAAGUGUCAAGUUUAAUCCCCCACAAGUGAAACUUGUUUCUCAGCACAGCAACCUUGUUAUUAAAUGUUUUUAUAGUGGAGAGGUUCAAAAAGAUAAAUUUAUAUUUAGAACAGCGAUUAUAAAAACAAGCAAAAAAAAAAAGAAACAAAAAGAAACAAAAAAGAGUAGUCUUCGCGACUGUUGUCUAGUCAAAUGUACUGAAUUCUUUGCUUUAAAAGAAAGUUCAUUCAAGAAUUUUUUAAAUCAACAAAAACGUUCAGUUAUUGUCGAUCAAUCUAGCAAAUGGCCUGGUGGAAUUGUACCAUAUCAGUUUAUCCCAGGAAGUUUUCGCAUCAUGACUACAAGCGAAAUGGAAGCAGCUAAAAAAGCCAUGUUGCAUAUUCAAAAUCAAACUUGCAUACAAUUUAUACCAAGAACAAAUGAGCAAACUUAUUUGAAAAUCGAAAGAGUUAACAUGGAACCGUGCCAGUCUCCUGUUGGAUAUUACUCAGCUGGAUUUGAUUCUAUGAAGUUUGGUGGUAGUUGUAUGCAGUUAUCUGUUAUGGUUCAUGAACUUUUGCAUGUUUUGGGAUUUGGUCAUGAACAUCAAAGAGUUGAUCGUGAUAAAUAUAUAGUGGUGAACUAUACCAAUGUGCAAAGUGGUUUUACAAAUCAAUUUGAUCUCGAUAAUCCUACUUACUUUGAUACUCAAGACAUUCCAUAUGAUAUAAACAGCAUCAUGCAUUAUCAAAAUUUUGUUUUUUCAAAAUUUUUCAAUUCAAUAACCAACUCGAUUGUUUAUGAAAAAGAUUUUAUGACAAUGUAUGCAUUGUCCACGUAUACGCUACCAUUGGGUAAUAAUUAUGGUCUGGCUUCAAGCGAUAUUUUAAGGAUUGCAUUGAGAUAUAACUGUAGUAUAUUGUCAACGAACCCUACGGCAACGGCAGUUUCUACUGUGAAAUUGACUACGGAAGUUUCUACUGUGAAAUUGACUACGGAAGUUUCUACUGUAAAAUUUACAUCAAACGCCCGUGUCAUUUUUUCCAAAAUUAUAUUUAUAUACUGUUUGAUUAUUUUCUUAUUAAUUUAGUGAAUAAAAAUUAUUUUUGACGAUUUUUUAAAAUUAUUUUUAUUCGUGAAUUUUGUGAACGAAAGGUGAAUGCUUUGAUAUAUAUUUUGUUUUAUACUUUUUAUCUUUUUGUUUCUGAUUUCUAAGACUUUGCAAGAAUGUUUUUUUAUGUUGAUUAUUUUUUUAUGUUGAU
This is a messenger RNA of Hydra vulgaris (swiftwater hydra), 1340 nucleotides long. RefSeq names its product astacin. The record is from RefSeq and is a predicted model, not a curated record. Gene Ontology annotation, biological process: proteolysis. Lineage: Eukaryota; Metazoa; Cnidaria; Hydrozoa; Anthoathecata; Hydridae. Gene Ontology annotation, molecular function: zinc ion binding; metalloendopeptidase activity.